AUGAAAGCGAACAAGAACAAGAACAAGAACAACCAAACAAGACGAGCCACCAUGGUGCCUCCUUCUGGUCAACCAGCUAACCGUGGCGACGUUGAAAGAGGCGGAGUUACUAAUCAAAGCAGUAGCAGAACCAAGGAUGGUGGCAUGGUUAUUUUGGCUGGAGCUGGUGUUGCUGUGGCUACUACAUCUGUCGUAACUAGUGGUGGCGGUGGCGGUUGUGGGGGUGGAGGUUGUGGCGGUGGUGGUUGUGGGGGUGGAGGUUGUGGCGGUGGCGGUUGUGGCGGUGGAGGUUGUGGUGGUGGUGGGAGCUAG
Molecule: messenger RNA, 312 nt
Organism: Prunus armeniaca (apricot)
Lineage: Eukaryota; Viridiplantae; Streptophyta; Magnoliopsida; Rosales; Rosaceae
Source: the annotation of a GenBank genome assembly